GCAGUGAAAGACUAACUAAAAUGCACCUUGGAAUUAAAAAUAAAUAAACUGUGAAAACGUUACAUGUGAAGUACCAUAAUAACAAGUGAUUGUAUACCAGAGAUCUGGGUGAGGUACGUUUCUAAACUAAAGUUUUGGAUUAAUGAAAACUUUUAAAAGACAGACAAGAACAUGUUUCUAGUCUUCCCCAAAUAUCAAUAGAUCAAUUAUUCAGACUCAUUUAUCUGUUGCAUAAAAAAAAUUGCCAAAACUACACUGUUUCUCUUGGGUCUUAUAUAGCCCAGGGUCCAUUUAUCCACAGAGGAAAGGUCUCCAUGACGACAAUGGUUAUCAGUAUCCUCCAUGUGUUUCCUGUGGAGGUGUGGCAUUGUGUAGCAGUGGUCAUGCAGAUAUUGUUCUCUCAGUAUAGCGGCCACAGAUCUAAAGAUCUUAAACUCUGUAGCCUGGUGUUUUUCUCGAGCUGCUGGAGGUCUGUACACAAUGUUGGGAUGGCAGUGAGGAGUCUCUUGUCCAUGGCCUUUGCAGAAUCGAUUGGAAGAGCAUGGUGGCAUGGUUGGUUCCUGUACAUAGGACUGCCUUUGGUGGUCCCAAAUCCUUCACCUCUACCAUCACAAGGAUCCAACAGUUUUACAAGAAGCUUCCUGGGUCUGGAUAAAUGCAAUGCCUGUGUGGGCACUUCUAUAUGCAAGAAGCUUUAUAAAGAGCAAAUAAGGUUUGAAAGGUGGCUGGAUCCUCAACUGCACUUUUCCUCAGAUAACAGGACAUCUUAUGAGGCAAUUUAUACAGAUGAUUCGGAAACCUGGCGGCCCGUAGUGCUGUCACGCAUGGUUUCCCCCGACCUGCACCAGCUGGCUGACGAAAGCAUUUGCAUCUCAGCAGGCAAAAGGAAAUCCUGUAGCAUCGAGGCAGUUCUGAGAGCAACCCCACGUUUCCAGAACUUGGCCAACUCUAAUAUCCUGUUACACAGUAUGGUGCAGGGUCUGGUCAGUCCAAUGCUGCGCUGCCCAUCUCAGAGGCUGCUGAAUCGAAUCGUGCGCCGCUAUUUUGAGGUGGCUGAUGUGGGCAGUGUGCAAAUGAAGCACUUCACCACAAAGGACAAGCUCAGACUACUCUACACAAUGGCUGUCAAUCAACAGCCUCUUAUACUGCAGAUGUUUCCAGGCAAUGAGGGUUGGCCCUUCCCGCGCUAUCACGGUUCCUGUGGCAGGCUGAUGGUGUGGGCAGGCUGCAGACCCCUGAGAAGCCUGUACCAAUCAGCGCUGGCACACAGAUCUGAUGCUGCCUACCAGAUCCUCCACAUCACCCAGAGCUUGACCUCCAAUAGCCUCCACUUCCGCCUUUACUACACCAGCGUUUCAGAGGACAUAUUUGGCAUAGCGGAGGAUGGAAGGCUUUUCAUCAUGGAUGCCAGCACAAUCGGGAUCAUUGAUCUGCAGGAGGGAUUCCACACUGAAGCAGACCAACACGACAACCACACAGAUGUGUUCUCAUGUCUGAGCGGUUCCUGCAUAAGAACUCCUCCCUGUAAAAGCAUUCGUCCCACUCAAAGCUUUGCCUUGCUCUGUAGGCACGUUCUUCCCAAACUGCUCACUUCUACAGAUGCUAAAGAGUCUGGACUGCCCAGUAUAGCAAUCACAGAAAUUACUAUAUGUGCAGACCAAGCUCAGUCAGACCAGAGGAUACACAAAGCUGUUCAAAUCCUUAAAGAGACAUUACAGCACUUCAGGCCAUGCAAUAUUGAUUAUGGAUACAGGUAUCCUGAAUGCAGGUAUAGUGCCAAGUUCUAGAGCAUCAGAAAUCCCAAUUUUGUCAGGACUAUGCACUGCGUAGGUUUCAUGCAUCACAGAUUAUACACACAGUCACAUUUCAAUUAAAACUGUUUAAUAACUCAAACACCUGUCAAAGAAUUUGACAGUGUUUUCCGUACAUUUCUUUACGAAACAGUUUAAUCCAUGUAUAGAAAACAUAAGAGAAAUGGUAAAACAACGCUGCUCCAUAAAAUUUAAUGGUGUGUACUCUCAAAAAAUAACAGCAUUCCAUCAACAAAUAUUUUCAA
Molecule: messenger RNA, 2056 nt
Organism: Silurus meridionalis
Lineage: Eukaryota; Metazoa; Chordata; Actinopteri; Siluriformes; Siluridae
Gene: dipk2b
Product: divergent protein kinase domain 2B
Exons: 5
Coding region: 315-1787 (490 amino acids)
Source: RefSeq, a predicted model, not a curated record